Amorphotheca resinae ATCC 22711 is the source of this 978-nucleotide messenger RNA. RefSeq lists its product as hypothetical. NCBI's taxonomy places the organism in Eukaryota, Fungi, Ascomycota, Leotiomycetes, Helotiales, Amorphothecaceae. The transcript has 3 exons. The coding region runs from base 1 to 978 and encodes 325 amino acids. Gene Ontology annotation, cellular component: RAVE complex. The record is from RefSeq and is a predicted model, not a curated record.
AUGUCAACUUCAGUCUGGCCUCCCAUUUCACCGGAUCUACUUAGGAAGGAGGAAGAUGAUUCUACGGCACGCGAACUUGCAUGGCUGCUCGACUCCCUCCAGGAGACGCUCGCAUCGCUGAAGUCAGGGCUGGAGGAGUGUUAUGCACUGCUUGCACCUAUCGAGCCCGGGAACACACUGGUGAUGUCGAGUCCGCGGAGUGAGAGCAUCAAGGGCCAUGUUACUCGCGUUGGAUCACGCAUCGUCAAAGGCCAAUUGGCACUCCGUCUCAAAACCCACUCUCCUCUGCAAUUCACACUCUCUCCAAACCACCCCCUCGUCCUCCCAGAACUAACACUGUUGCGCACCCUCCUUAACCAAAGCUUGGAUUGCAUCGAUAUCACACGCUGGACCGGCGAUCGCACCUCCCCCGAUUUCAUAGCCAGCCAAUUACACCUCCUCCACAACAUCCUCCUCGAAUCCCUCGGUCUUCUAAAAGGUCCCUCAUCUCCUCCCCUCCCAAAACCAACUCCCUAUUCCUCACCCAGCGCAGCGGCUCCCGCCCCCGAUCCCAAUCCCGAUCCCUCAAGGUACCCCAUCCCUACCCCUCCCCACAUCCAACCCUGGAACGUCAACCCUCCGGAUCCGGAAUCCUUCUCCCCUCCCCUUCCCAGAGACCUCGCGCUCUCGCUCCACGUCAGCGAUUCAAGCCUCGUGCUUACGGCGCGCACGCUGGAGAAUGCGCACCGCGAGCAGAAUCUCGGCGAGCGGCUCGCGUACGCGAUUGGUGCGCAGAGACGUCUGGAGCAUGAUGAGAUGGAUACGGUGUUUGUGUAUCGGGGGGAGGAGGUCAGGGUUAAGGAGAAGGUGAGGGUGGUGGGGGGCGCGGAUCCGAGUUUGUUGUCGUUGGGAGCCAAGUUGGGCGCGUUGGAGGCGACGGUGCAGGGGAGUAGAGUGGCGUUGGCGGUGGUGCUUGGGAAAGCGUUGGAUGAUGACUGA